Paracoccidioides lutzii Pb01 is the source of this 705-nucleotide messenger RNA. RefSeq lists its product as hypothetical. The transcript is spliced from 2 exons. The record is from RefSeq and is a predicted model, not a curated record. Bases 1 to 705 code for a protein of 234 amino acids.
AUGACUCAGGCUGAAAACACAGCUAGUAGUGAGGGCAAAAAGACCUCAUCAACUGCAAAUGACAGCUCUGAGAUAUUUCAAAUGAUGAAUCUAGUGCAGGUCAUUAAGGUGUCUGUGUACUCUGCUGAAUCAAUCAUCAACUCACUCAUCAUAUGGUAUAGCAGGGCUAGAUGUCAUAUUGCAGGUGAUCAAUCACAAUUUUUCCAAAUAACAGAGGUUAGUGGCUCUACAAUUCAAGUGGUCAAUAAGGCUACUUUGAAGGUUCAAGGGAUUGAAAUUGCCCCUAUCUCAGUCAGAGAAAGAUUAAUUGAAUUUGACCACAUCUAUUUGAUGUCAGACUUAUCUGCCAACCUCAUAUCUGCUAGUCUAUUGAAGCACCAGAGCUAUAUUUACUGUGAUCUGCAGGUGAACACUGGAAAUUACUUUGAGAUAAUAGCAUCUACAGAAAAUGACAUCUUCUAUAUGAAUUUGAAUCCCAAUAAUAUAUAUGUUCUAUCUGACACUCUCUCUAUGUUCAGGGGUAUUAUGAAUGAUCUAGAGCUUGGACCACUGGCAUACUUGACAGUCUCAAAGCCUAGAGUGAUAUCAAUAGAUUAUGAUCUGAAUGCUAUAUCACUGAGUCUUUUCAACUAUGAUGAUAUGAAGCAGCUAAUUAACCUGAAGAAUCUGAAUACUAAUAUCUUCAUUUUAUCCCUAUCAAUAUAA